AGGCCGCUCCUUCAGCCUCGUUGGCUCCUCCUGCUCUUGCUCGGGGCUCCGACGCUCAGCCAAAAGCGAAUCGGGGCGGUGAAGCUCAGCAGAGGCUCCGACGGCUCCCGGCCCCACUCCUCGUCUCAUCCUGCUCCUCAUCCGCCCUCAGCCAUGGCAAGAAACCACCAAGUGCAGAAAGCCAAGCUGGCCGAGCAGGCUGAGCGCUAUGAGGACAUGGCGGACUUCAUGAAGGCGGUGGUGGAGCAUGGAGACGAGCUGUCCAACGAGGAGCGCAACCUCCUCUCCGUCGCCUAUAAGAACGUGGUGGGCUGCCAGCGCUCGGCGUGGAGGGUCAUCUCCAGCAUCGAGCACAAAACCGAGGAGGGAGACGACAAAGCGCAGCUGGUGAAUGAAUACAGGGAGAAGGUGGAAGAGGAGCUGAAGGGCGUCUGCAACGUGGUGCUGGGCUUGCUGGAGAAGCACCUCAUCAAGAAGGCCGGAGAUGCAGAGAGCAAAGUGUUCUACCUGAAGAUGAAGGGAGACUAUUACCGAUACCUGGCUGAGGUGGCCUCCGGCAACGACCGCAAGGAGACGAUCGACAGCGCCCAGAAGGCGUACCAAGAGGCCAUGGACAUCAGCAAAAAGGAGAUGCAGCCCACGAACCCCAUCCGCCUGGGGCUGGCCCUCAACUUCUCCGUCUUCCACUACGAGAUCGCCAACGCCCCCGAGCAGGCCAUCUCGCUGGCCAAGACCACCUUCGACGAGGCCAUGGGGGACCUGCACACGCUCAGCGAAGACUCCUACAAGGACAGCACCCUCAUCAUGCAGCUGCUCAGGGACAACCUGACGCUAUGGACAGCCGAGUGCGCGGGUGAAGACGGCGGCGAGGCUGGCGAAGAGCCCAAGAACUGAACGGCCCCCAAUGCAGCUGGGGUCCAUCCCCCACCUCCUUCCUCCUCCCCUCCCUCCCAGACUCCCCCCCCUUUCCCCUUCCCCUUCCCGAAGCCCUUCGGUGUCUUUUCCUUUUGUUUUGUUCCUUUUUUAAGGAGUGGGGAAGGUAUUUCGCCCCCCCACCCUUACCCCCCCUCCAGUUCUGGGAGUGGGGUCCAUAUGUUUGCCCUUUGGCAGGGCCUCCCCUUUCCUUCUCCCCCCCCCCAUGUUCUUGUCAUGCUCCCCUCACCCCUUUAACACUUUGUUUGGGGGAUACCCCAGCGUAGCUUAGGGGGGGCCCUAGCCCUCUGUCUUGGGGGGCUAGAGCCGUGCCGCUGGUCCCUUGGGGGCAAUGGGAGGAGGUGAUGGGACGGGAUGGGGAGAAAGGGGAGGGGGGGGGUUGAUGUGCCCCCCACCCGGAUGGAGGAUUGCGAAUUGCCGAAGCCUCUGUGUGGCUCCAAUAAACCAUCUCGUGCACGUC
Messenger RNA from Coturnix japonica (Japanese quail), 1393 nucleotides. RefSeq names its product stratifin (gene SFN). Lineage: Eukaryota; Metazoa; Chordata; Aves; Galliformes; Phasianidae. The record is from RefSeq and is a predicted model, not a curated record.